AGCCGAUGCCACGUGACCCAAUGUGGGCUUCUUUUAAACCUUUCUAAUGCCCAUAACCCAGCCUCAGACCCAUGGAGCCCACGACAGACUGCCCGCUGUUCGGGGGCGCCUUUUCCGCCAUCCUCCCCAUGGGGGCCAUUGACGUAAGCGACCUCCGACCGGUCCCGGACAAUCAAGAAGUUUUCUGCCAUCCCGUGACGGACCAGAGCCUGAUAGUGGAACUUCUCGAGCUGCAGGCCCACGUGCGGGGCGAAGCGGCUGCGCGGUACCAUUUUGAGGAUGUUGGUGGCGUGCAGGGGGCUAGGGCUGUCCAUGUGGAGUCUGUUCAGCCUCUCAGUUUGGAGAACCUGGCCCUGAGGGGCUGCUGUCAAGAAGCCUGGGUCCUCUCUGGCAAGCAGCAGAUAGCUAAGGAAAACCAGCAGGUAGCAAAGGACGUGACACUUCAUCAGGCCUUGCUGAGGCUGCCCCAGUACCAGACUGAUCUCUUGCUCACCUUCAAUCAGCCCCCCCCUGACAACAGGUCAUCUCUUGGCCCUGAAAAUCUGUCACCUGCACCCUGGAGCCUGGGUGACUUUGAACAGCUGGUGACCAGUCUGACCCUUCAUGAUCCCAACAUCUUUGGUCCCCAGUAAAGGCGCUGAAGCACUGCAUGAUGUUGCUGAGAACUUGGGGACUCGGUUCUGUGAGGGGGAAAAGAGGUUGAAAAGAGGGUUUCCUCUUAUUUCUUCCCUGUGCAUAAACAUAAGACAAUCCCUCUUCAGAAUAAACUUGCUUUAUAAUCAAUAUAA
Molecule: messenger RNA, 788 nt
Organism: Gorilla gorilla gorilla (western lowland gorilla)
Lineage: Eukaryota; Metazoa; Chordata; Mammalia; Primates; Hominidae
Gene: RANGRF
Product: RAN guanine nucleotide release factor
Exons: 5
Coding region: 72-632 (186 amino acids)
Biological process (GO): heart contraction; regulation of sodium ion transmembrane transporter activity; regulation of membrane depolarization
Cellular component (GO): nucleus
Molecular function (GO): guanyl-nucleotide exchange factor activity; small GTPase binding; transmembrane transporter binding
Source: RefSeq, a predicted model, not a curated record